AUGAGUCUAAACCUGAACAAAUUGAGCAUCGACAAAGUGGCUGUGGCGGGACAGCGAGUGGUGAUGCGGGUGGACUUCAACGUGCCUCUCAAGGGAGAGACCAUCACCAACACUCAGAGGAUAGUAGCUGCAGUGCCAACCAUCAAGUACUGCCUAGAGAACAAAGCAAAGAGUGUGGUCUUGAUGAGUCAUUUGGGACGACCUGAUGGCCGACCUCAAGAGAAGUACUCUUUGAAGGUCGUAGUUCCAGAACUGGAGAAACUCCUGGGAACCAAGGUUCAUUUUCUCACCGACUGCGUUGGACCUGAGAUUGAGAAAUUCUGUGAGAGCCCUGCUGAUGGUUCUGUGAUUCUGCUUGAAAACGUUAGAUUUCACGUCGAGGAAGAAGGAAAAGGCGUGGACGCCGACGGCAAGAAAAUCAAAGCAUCAGCUGAUGAUGUCAAAAAGUUCAGCGGAUCACUUGCGAAACUUGGCGACGUUUAUUGCAAUGACGCAUUUGGAACUGCCCACAGGGCUCAUGCUUCUAUGGUUGGGGUAGAAAAACCAUCGAAGGCUUCCGGAUUCCUGUUGAAAAAAGAACUGGCAUACUUCGCAAAAGCUCUAGUGGAGCCGCAGGUACCUUUCCUGUGCAUUCUAGGAGGAGCAAAAGUAUCCGAUAAGAUCCAAUUGAUCACCAACUUGCUUGAAAAAUGCAACAAGAUGAUUAUUGGCGGUGGAAUGGCAUUUACAUUCCUGAAAGUUCGCGACAACAUGAAGAUUGGAGGCUCGCUCUUUGACGAGGAAGGCUCGAAAAUCGUGAAUGAAAUCCUAGAGAAGGCGAAAGCCAAAGGUGUAGAAAUCUAUCUGCCGUCGGAUUUUGUGACAGGAACAUCGCUGAAAGAUGACACCGAAGUCGGAUCCGCGACAGUUGAGUCUGGAAUCCCCGACGGAUGGAUGGGACUGGACAUCGGACCGAACUCUAUCAAACAGUUCGAGGAUGUUAUCGCUUCGGCGAAGACUAUCGUUUGGAACGGACCUCCAGGAGUCUUCGAGAACGAAAAGUUUGCUGCCGGAACCAAGGCUGUUAUGGGCGCGGUAGUGAAAAGCACUGAAGCUGGAGCUACGACCAUCAUCGGAGGAGGUGACACAGCUACCUGUGCUGCCAAGUAUGGAACUGAAGAGAAAGUUAGCCAUGUGAGCACUGGAGGAGGUGCCAGUUUGGAGCUGCUAGAGGGUAAAAUUCUGCCAGGCGUGGCAGCAUUGACCGAUGCUUAA
This is a messenger RNA of Symsagittifera roscoffensis, 1254 nucleotides long. Its product is annotated as phosphoglycerate kinase-like. Gene Ontology annotation, molecular function: ADP binding; phosphoglycerate kinase activity; ATP binding. Lineage: Eukaryota; Metazoa; Xenacoelomorpha; Acoela; Convolutidae. Bases 1 to 1254 code for a protein of 417 amino acids. Gene Ontology annotation, cellular component: cytosol. Gene Ontology annotation, biological process: glycolytic process; gluconeogenesis. The transcript is spliced from 2 exons. The record is from RefSeq and is a predicted model, not a curated record.